Centruroides sculpturatus (bark scorpion) is the source of this 6104-nucleotide messenger RNA. Its product is annotated as MAP kinase-activating death domain protein-like. Bases 111 to 4178 code for a protein of 1355 amino acids. Gene Ontology annotation, cellular component: cytosol. Gene Ontology annotation, biological process: regulation of apoptotic process; regulation of Rab protein signal transduction. Gene Ontology annotation, molecular function: guanyl-nucleotide exchange factor activity. The transcript is spliced from 28 exons. NCBI's taxonomy places the organism in Eukaryota, Metazoa, Arthropoda, Arachnida, Scorpiones, Buthidae. The record is from RefSeq and is a predicted model, not a curated record.
UUUUUAAUUAUAAAAUUCAUUAUUAAUAUUUAUUUUAAAUAAAUAUAAAUCGUUUUCAGUUAUUGCUUGCACCUACCCCAUAUAUAAUUGGCAUUCCCGCAAGUUUUUUGAUGUUUAAACGUAACUUUAAACUUCCCGAUGAUGUUUGGCUAGUAGAUUUGGAUUCUAAUAAGAUUGUUAAGCCAACUGGUAUAGAAGACUUGCCUCCGUUACCCGAACCAGAAGCCACAAUUCUUCAGAAUCAUUUGAAACAAGCGUUAGCGUCGAUGAGUAUGAGCCCGCAGCCAAUCAAAAAUCUUGAUAAAAUUCAACCUGGAGCGGUAAAUCGGCUUGUCGCCCAAGAGCCUCCGCCGCCACCGCUGACAACUGGAUUUAAUCCUCUAAUUUAUGGCAAUGAUGUGGAUUCUGUUGAUAUAGCAACACGAAUUGCUAUGGUGCGAUUUUUUAAUUCUCCAAAUUUGCUUGCAAAUUUUACGGAACACACGCGGACACUUCGGCUUUAUCCGAGACCAGUUGUUGCUUUUCAAAUUAACAGUUUCCUUCAAUCACGGCCAAAAGCGUCUUAUUUUCUCAGUAAAUUUGUACGAACACAGGCUGUAGAAUUUUUUGCAGAAUGGUCUCUCUGUCCUACAAAUUUAUCAUUUCAAAGAGUUCAUACUGGUGUAUUCGAUCCAACGCUCGUUGGAGACAAAGCAAAAUGGUAUACUAAUCAGUUAGAACCAUUGCGAUUUAAUGUUUGGAAUGAAAACAGUUCACUCGGCAAUGCCCUUACAACUGCUACUCAAAAUGAUGAUUUAACUACAGAUGAAAGUGGAAGUGACAGUGAAGGAGCUGGCAGCACCAGUUCAUCUUAUUCUUCCCUGAGUGACUUUGUGUCAGACAUGGUUAAUAGCGACAUAAGUGGCGAUUUCACAGGAAUGAAUAUGGAAGAAACAGGAUACAGCCAAGUUCUUUUUGAUCACCGAGCAGUAUUUCAACCGCCGAGUACAUUACAACUACCUGGUACUGGUGUUACAAGCAGUGAUUCUGCCUUCUCUAUUCCUGGUUCACUUUCCACUUCUUCAUCACAAUCAUCACUUUCAAGUAGUCCAUCGUUUAACUGUGAUCCAGGUGAUAUAAACAAAACUAAAAACACUACUGAAACACCUGGCUUUCAUCCUUCUCCAUACAGAUCUGAAUUGCAGGAACAUGGAGAUGCCGAAGCUGAUGUAUUUAGCGGGCAAGAAGGCGAAACGUCGACGCUCACACCCUCGACGAUUCGAUCCGUUGUCUCUCCACUUCCUCCGCUUCCCGGACGUAGUCCCGUGGAGAGUUUGGGUAGCGACGUCGAAAGCACUCAAGAAAGAGAGCCUCCCGCGCAGCAUGCCACGAUAUCUAGGUUUCGUUCUGGAAGUUCUCUCACGACCGAGCCUUCUUUAGAUAAAAUCAUCCCAUCCAGCGGCGCGACUCCCGUACCCACUCCAACUCGUACAAUAAGCAUCAGCAGCGUUCUCAGUAGAGCCAGUAGCAUGAGCAGCAAUACUCUCACUCAACAAAAUAGCCAAACUUCAUUAUUAGAAACCGUUGCCAGAGAAGCUCGUGAAGUUGCUCGAGAGGCAAGCAAGGCAGCGGUCGAAGCGAGCAAGACGGCUUUGGAAGCAACUAAACCCGCUAGAGAAGCCGGUAGAAAGACUUUAUUAAAAAAUCUGCAAGUAUUGGGCGAACCUAUCAGUAGAGAACGAGAGAGACGCAUUCAGGAGUCGUCCGAAGUGGCCACGAGAGACGGCGUAUCGAGUUCGGGAUCUCUCAUAUCCACCAUGAGUAGCGAGCUGAACGGAAUUGCUUCGCAGACAUCCAGCAUGAUAUCAGGAUUGUUCACAGGCGGAAGGACCAGUACAACAACAAGAAAUAAAGAAAGACAGCAACCUUUUGGGCCAUUUCCGAAAGGGAGGAAAGGAUUAGUUGAGAAAACAUCACUUAUUAAACAUAGCAGUAGUCAACAAAAGAAACAGCAGGAAGUGCAGAGAAUACAAAAUAUAGAAGCUCGCAGUACAUCUCACAGCGAGAAUCAGCAGUUUCUAAAGGAGGUAUUAAAUGCCGUUCUGGACGGCGAAGGAGUGGGCUGGCUGAAAUUGAACAGAGUAAAAAAAUUGAUGGAGGACGAAAGUUAUCGAAAUUUAGUCGUUUCUAGGCUCAACAAGACACUGGAGAGAAAAGUAGGCCCAGACGAUCACAUCGAGGAUGUGUGUGUAAGUAAAGCCGUCUGGAGAGGAAUGCUGAAAAUGCUGACGGCCGUAGUCGCCGGUUUAGAACUCACCUACACGACCAAAGGCGUCGGAGGCAUGGCGAGUACGUUACAGGUGUUGGAAAUAGCUCACACGCAUUAUUGGGCGCGGGAACUGUCCGAUGAGCAAAAACUCGAUGCCGCGACGGCUACCACGGCAUCACUUUCUCAGGGAAGUAGUCCUUUUGGAAGUGGAGAAAAUCUUUACAAACAUCUUGCCGAUCCAACAAAAGAUGAACAUGCCGGAGUAUCUCUAGGAUCUAGCAAAAGUAGCACAAAUAGCAGUCCGUCUGACGUACCUCACAGAGGUUCUUCCGUGUCCAGUAGCGAUCGUGACGUACACGAGAGAGGCCAUUCAACCGACCAUCAUUAUAGAUCAGAGUUAAGCCCUCAGCGAUACCACGAAUCUGGCUAUACUGAUGUUCAAAUUACACCAUCUCCAGAAAGCUCUGAGCAUGAAGAAGCCUCCGACAUGUUUCGCAGUAUAAUUAAUGCCAAACGCAACAUCCUAUUCUCGAGGAUAACGAGCGUCGAUUCGGAAGUAUCCGAAACUGGAACGGCAUUGAGUCAAAGUUCCGACGCUGCCGUACCGAGUUGUAAUGCCAGCGACACGGGAAGUGUGACGACAAAUCCUGCAUAUUAUAGGAAUCUUCGCAUUAGUCAUAAUUCUUUUCGUUCUACAGUAUCUGACAGUGAGAUCGAAGCAGGAAAUUUUUUAGCCGCGCGACAAAAACGGACACCCAGCGUCUGGAGUAGCAAGAGUAGUCUGAGUGCCGGUUUUCGCUAUCACGGAGGUAGCAUGAUUAAUACAAGUUCCAAUCCGGGGCCGGAAUGCAGAAGGACGUACCUUUUUGAAGGUCUUAUUGGGAAAGAGAGACUUGGCCUUUGGGAUCAAGUACAAUUUUGGGAGGAUGCAUUUCUCGAUGCAGUUUCUCAAGAAAGGGAUAUGGUCGGAAUGGACCAGGAUCCUUCGGAAAUGAUGGAAAGGUAUCAAUCAUUGUCUGAAAUGGAUAAAAAAAGAUUAGAACACGAUGAAGAUAGACUGCUGUCUACGAUGCUAUACAACAUGGUUGCCUUUAUGGUAAUGAUGAAUGUAAAUAAAACCGAAAUUCGUCGCAAAACCUGUCGACUGUUGGGCAAAUGUCACAUCAGUUUAGUAUAUAGUGCAGAAGUAAACGAGUUAUUGGAUCAAAUAAAUAAUUUGAAUGGAAACGAUAUUGAUCUGAAGCCUUUAGGAAGUAGACAAAUGCACUGUCAAUCUUUCACUGUUCAUUCUGGUACAGAUGCUACGGGUGAUAUGUUAUUUAUGGAAGUCAGAGACGAUGGCAUAAUACUCCGGAGCAUAAAUGGAGCGAUCGUGGAAAGAUGGUGGUACGAAAGAGUGGUCAACAUGACUUUCAGUCCUCAGAACAAAGUUCUGUGUUUCUGGAAGAGAAAUGGUGGUCAGACUCAACUGCAGAAGUAUUAUACGCGAAAAUGUAAAGAUUUAUAUUAUUGUAUAAAAGAAGCAAUGGAAAGAGCUGCAGAGAGAGGAAAUGGUGCGAUGCCAGGGAAGGAGCUGGGAGGAGUGUUCCCAGUUCAGGACAUGAGAACGGGGGAAGGGGGGCUACUACAGGUGUGCAUGAAGGGUGUCGGCCUACUGUUUGCCAACAGCAAGUUCUUUGUCAGACUGGCGAACAUAAAGAAGUGCUUCACGCAGAAGGGAAGGAUGUUUGUGUUGGAGGAGUUCAAUCCCAAAACGAGGCAGGUGAUUCAACGGAAGUACAAAUCUCAGAUGGCUGACCAGAUUUGCUAUGCAGUCCUCUGCGUCUUCUCCUACGUGGCGGCCGGAUCGGAACGGCGGAAGCGGCGCGAGGCGGCGGCGGCGGCGCCCGAGGAACCCCACCGGUACGGAGGAAGACGGCACAAAAAGUGACCUUAGAGCGUCGGUGACGCCGGUACUCGACUUUUCGCCCAUCUUCCCGGUCCGCCGGCGCGCCGCGCCCCGGCCGUUCCCCCGCCGCCGGAGGACUCGGAGGACCGCGGCCGGAACCGCCUCCGUCUUCCGCUUCCGGGGCGGAGGGAGGAGGGCUCCGGAGGGCGGGGCGGAGGGGGUUCCGCCCCGCGGGAGGAGCCCACCGGCCGAAGAAUUUCCGUCGAUAUUUUCGUAGAAGUGGAAGAAGAAGAAGACGAGGAGGAGGAGGAAGGAGAAGAAGAAGAAGCGGUUGCGCGCACGCGUCGACGGCAAUAGCGUCCGCGGGCGGUGGUCGCCCCGUGCCUUCAUCAACGUCCGGACGGCGAACGGGACCAAGCGCCGGCACUUCCUCGACCACCGCGCGGACGGGCGGCGGACCGGAAGACGGAAGACGCCUAUGCAAAGAAGGAAGAGUCCGCCGCCCGUCGGACGGACGGGCAAUAACCCCGUGCGAACGAUUGUAUGGAAAUUCGUCUGGACGAAUAAAGUCUACUUCGUUUAAGUCUGGCCGCUUUCAUUAAUUAAAACAUCUGGCCACGAGUUGCGUAACUUUUCCGGCUUUUAUGAGAUUUUAAAAAUAACAGUUGUAUUGUUAAAGGUCGAGGUGGCGCGUCGUAUCGCCGGUAAGGUCGAAAUAUUUCGUAACAGAUGGCGCCACGCGCAAUUUUAAAGAGUUGGCCGGGAAAGUUACGCAACUCGUUACUGGAUUUAACUCGUGUCUAUUACAACAACCCUUUGUUUUAAAUCGGUGUUUCUGUAGAUUUAUCGGCGAUUACGCGAGAAGUCACGUAAACUAAUUAACUGCAGUGUUAUAGGAAUUGGAUAUUGUUUCAAACCUGGUAUUCGCUAACGAGGUAGACUGGCAAAACGAUACUUCUCUGUCUUCUAUCAUGAAAAUUUCGCUGGAUAACGUGGUUAAAAAUAGGUUCUUAUAUUGGCGUAUUAAUGAAGAAAGGGGAUUAAGUGUUAAAAGUAUUGAAUACCGGAAUGCUGAAAAGGCGUAGGGGCGCUCGGUUGUCGUCUAGAUGCGCCCCCUAUGCGUAUUCUUUGUCUACCGUUAUAAUGGAAUUCUGAAGGAAAUAAUUAACAAUACGGCUUCUCACUGUACGGCAAUAAAGUAAUAGAUUGGUGCGCCGCCAUUUAUAAGUUACGAGAAAGAUUAAAAACCGUAUUUUAAUGAAAGUUUCCAUUUAUGACAUCAUACAUCAAAGACGCGUUGGCACUUCGGUUUACACAAUGUAAAUCAUAUAAUAGUUUUUAUAUGUUAAAAUUUUCGAUAAAACAAUAUGACUUGUUUUUCUUUGUUCUUCCCCUCUUAAAACUUAUAUACGACAGAAACUCGAUUAUCCGAAAUGGUUUCGAAAAAUAAAAGGUAGAAUGUGUAGUGUUACACAGCAGAGUAUAAUAAACUCUCCACGUAACUGGGAAUUACUACGUCAUUUUCGAUCGUAGCGCCGCGAAACUAGGUCGGGUAUACGUGGCAUUUCGUUACGUUUCGAGUACAGUAAAUGCAUUGCGGUAUUUAUAAUUGGCGAACGUUUAAACGGUUUUACACACAAAAGCGAGUUUCUUUUUCUAAUCUUAAAGAACCAUGCAAGAAACUACUUUAUUCCCUUCGAAACACUAUUCAUUCUCGAUUUUAUCAACUUCUAUUCUAUUGGUACUAUGCGAUUACACAGGUUUUACUGUACAUAAUCUACCAUUUAAAUGGGGGUGUUUACGCUCGUAGGACACAAUAAUAAUAACUGAAAACAUCGUAAAAAGUGCAAGAGGGAAGGUCGAAUGAACCUUAAUUUUAUGGCUUUCCAGCCUUAAUGUCUAACAAAAGUACAGUCGACCGCCCCUAUAACACUGUUGAUAAUUCCGUUUUAUAUGAAUUCCAUGUUG